Messenger RNA from Dreissena polymorpha, 2465 nucleotides. Its product is annotated as atrial natriuretic peptide receptor 1-like. The coding region runs from base 1 to 2052 and encodes 683 amino acids. Gene Ontology annotation, molecular function: ATP binding; peptide receptor activity; protein kinase activity. The record is from RefSeq and is a predicted model, not a curated record. The transcript is spliced from 17 exons. Lineage: Eukaryota; Metazoa; Mollusca; Bivalvia; Myida; Dreissenidae. Gene Ontology annotation, biological process: intracellular signal transduction; protein phosphorylation; cGMP biosynthetic process.
AUGGCGAUACUAGCCAAGGAAAAAUCGUCGCUGACGUUCGGAGAAUACGUGCUGAUAUUUUUCUUCACGCACAUGGGCGACCAAAUUGCAGGCAACUAUAAUUGGGAAAGAGGAGACGAUUUAGACGAGGCGGCCCGGAAGGCCUACGAGGCGGUGAUGGUGGCGCGGCCCCGCCGGCCAGAAGACAUGCAGUUCGCGUGGUUCGAGGCGGAAGUGAAGCGGCGUGCGCUGACCGAGUACAACUUCAUGUGGGAAAAAGACCACGAGGUAUCAAGCCUUGAACAGGUGAACCCAAUGAACAUAGGCAUGUACGAUUCCUUCGUACUGUAUGCGCUUGCGCUAAAUGAGACUAUCGCGGCAGGCGAGAAUCCUCGUGACGGGCAGAGAGUUGUUAAACGGAUGUGGAACAGAACUCUCGUUGCGUUGUCCUCCAGUGCAGUGGUGGGGAUAAGUCUGAGCAGCGUCAUUGUCGUCUUCGCCGUAGUCGGCAUUUUCAUGUUCAGGCGUAUGAAAGCGGAAGCGGAUAUCCAGAGUAACUGGUGGCGCGUGCGCAGUGAGGAUAUAUACGUGACCAUACAGACGUCAUCAGUAAUGUCCAGCACGCGCCGGAUGCGUGACAUCACCUGUCCAAAUCUGACUCAUUUCUUCGGGCUCUGUCCAGAAACAGGCAAGAUGUGUGUGUUGACCGAGUACUGUGCCAGAGGAAACCUUCAGGAUAUGCUUCAAAAUGAUGACAUGAAGUUGGACUGGGACUUCAAAUUGUCGCUGAUUCAGGAUAUCGUGGAGGGUAUGACGUACCUGCACGCAAGCAGUAUUGGUGUCCAUGGUCAGUUGACUGGCUCGCGAUGCAUGAUAGAUGGACGCUUCGUUCUCAAGAUUACCGGUUAUGGACUCAACUGUUUGAAUGAAUCCGAAAUGAGGAAUUCCAGACUUGAAAGUGACAUGGUGUCACCGGAACUGCUAUGUAUGGCGCCCGAACAUCUCCGCCUGUACCCAGCGAGCCGUCAGCGCUCAAGGGCGGGAGACCGUGUACAGUUUCGCCGUCAUUCUGUACGAGAUGUGUUCGCGAGCCGAGCCGUUCACCGAGGAAUCUUGGUACACAUCAACACCGUGGAAAGGAUCAAGAAUUGCGGCAUCAAGCCUUACCGGCCGACAUUGAACGAGCAUGAGCAUAUACCGGAAAUAGUUCAACUUGCUAACCGGUGCUGGGAAGAACUUCCUUCGGACAGACCAACGUUCCAGAAAGUGAGGAAAGUUCUGAAGAAAAUAAGAAUGACGAGAAACAAUGGUGAGUCCCAGAACGUUCUGGACGUGCUGCUACAGCGCAUGGAGCAAUAUGCCAACAACCUGGAGGGCAUGGUCGAGGAGAAGACACAGGCAUUCCUAGAGGAGAAGAAACGAUCAGAGGAGCUGCUAUAUAAGGUCCUGCCAAGAAGUGUGGCGGAUCAACUGCGAAUGGGACAUUCAGUAAACCCUGAAGCCUUCGAGUGUGUUACCAUCUACUUUAGUGAUAUCGUCGGCUUUACUACCAUCUCCGCUAACAGCACGCCGUUCCAGGUCGUUGAUUUGCUUAAUGACCUGUACACAUGUUUCGAUGCCAUUAUUGAAAACUACGACGUUUACAAGGUUGAAACAAUUGGCGACGCCUACAUGGUGGUCUCCGGACUCCCGGUACGCAAUGGUAACGAGCAUGUGCGACAUAUUGCUCGGAUGUCCCUGGACAUAGUCAACAGUGUGCGCCAGUUCGUGAUUCGUCAUAAACCUGAUGAACCGCUAAUGGCGCGUAUUGGAUUACACUCUGGCCCUGUCUGCGCAGGCGUGGUUGGACAAAAGAUGCCUAGGUACUGUCUUUUUGGAGACACCGUGAACACCGCCAGUCGCAUGGAGUCCAACGGAAAAGCCAUGAAAAUACAUAUCAGUGAAGCCACUAUGGGACUACUUUUGCCAUUUGGCACUUUCACCGUAGAAGAGCGGGGAAUAAUCGAGGUCAAGGGAAAAGGGCGAGUGCGAACAUUCUGGCUUGAGAACGAGAUAGAAACUCUGGGGAAUUAAGGCAUGCAGUUGGAAAAAGAAACAUCCCUCUGCGGUUACUCCUCUAUGGGUUAAUUGCAAAUAAUUUCUUCUUGAAAACGUUGGCAUUACACAUCUCAUACAUUCUCAUGGUGCUGUUUUUACGAAAUGGACUGAAAGAAAGCAUUUGUACAAUUUUAAAUAGGAAAAGAACUAACAUCAACAACUAAAUAAUGAUCGAAUGGCUUAAAUCGAUCAUCAUCACGUGGUGUGUUUGACGAUUAAGUAGGCUUCUAAGAAAGUCUUAAAAUAAAAAAAAUAACCAUAAUUGCCAAGGAUCUCACCACCUGAAAUCAUUAUAAGACAUCAGCUCUACAUCUUUUGCAUGCUUAUCUGUAUGUUUCAUAAUUAUUGGUCUGUAUUGUGUCUUGAUAAUAUUAUUAUUAUUAUGAAAG